AUGUCAAUUAACAUUCUUCGCUCCAAUAAGACUAAGCAAAGUGCUACUGUUGUUAAUAUAAAUGAAGAAGUUGGACAUGUAAAGGUUAGAUUUGUUGAACCGGAUGGAUCUUUUAAAUCAAAAACAUUAUCAAUUCAACAAGUUUUAAGUUGGAAUCCUGAAUUAGGAUUACAGUCACAGAUUUCUUCCAAUACAAGUUGUACAUCCAAUUUAAAUAAUUACUCUACUUUAGAAUCGUCAUUAAGUAGUAAUAUUAAUUUAAGAAUUGGAAAUGUUGUUUCUUUAAAUGAAUCAAGCUUUAAUGACUCUUUCAAUAGUGUAGCUCCAAAAAGUCCAGUUGAAUCUACUAGUUCCACAAGUCAAGGAACAAUAAUAAGACCAUUAUGUAAAACAGUAAAUAAGAUAAAUUUGGUUGAAAAUCAUAAAAAUAAUUUUAGAUGUCUUCCUACUAUUUCUAAAACACAUCCUCACUAUGAUUAUUAUAAGUUAAUACAAGAUGAAGUUUCUGGAGUUCAAUUCUCAUCAUUGGAAUAUUUUGUUGAUAAUGAAAAUGCAAGAAUGAAAGUUUUUGUACGUGUUAGACCAUUAAAUGAAAAAGAUAUAAAUAACCAGGAAAUUGAAAUUGUUAAUAUUCCAAAUAGUCAAAGUUUAAUUAUACAUCAACCUCAAGCUAAAGUAAAUAUGCAAAAGUAUAUAAAUACAUUGUCAUUUCAAUUUGAUGGUGUAUUUGAUGCAAAUGCAACAAAUGAAUGUGUCUAUGAAAAUACAGCAAAAAAUCUUAUUCAAUCAUUUUUUAAUGGUGAUUGUGUUACAUAUUUUGCUUAUGGACAAACUGGAAGUGGAAAAACUUAUACAAUGAAUGGAGAAGGUCUUGGUAUUAAUAGUAAUGGAAUUUAUUCAUCUACUUGUAAGGAUAUUUUUCAACAAAUUAAUAGAAAUCAAAUGACACAUAAUGGAUAUCAUAUUGAUUGUUCCUUUUUUGAAAUUUAUAUGAAUAAAGCAUAUGAUUUAUUAAAUAAGAGAGUUGAAUUAAAAGUACAAGCUGAUCAAAAUGACGAUGUUAAAAUUACGGGUAUUAAAAGAGUUCGUUGUGAUAAACCAGAAGAAGUGAUGAAGUUAAUUACUUGUGGAUCUAGACUUAGGAGCACUGGGCAAACAAAAGCUAAUGCCAAUUCCUCUAGAUCACAUGCCAUUUUUCAAUUUCAAUUAGUUCUAGAUGAAGAUAUCAUAUCAAAAUUUAGUUUAGUUGAUCUUGCAGGUAGUGAACGUGGAGUAGAUGCUGGUAAUGUUGAUAAAAUAACAAGAAAUGAAGGAAAUGCUAUAAAUAAAAGUUUAUUAGCAUUAAAAGAAUGUAUUAGAUAUAUGUCUUCUGAAAAUUCUGAAAGAAUUCCUUUCAGAAACUCUGCUUUAACUCAAUUUUUAAAGGAUAGUUUUAUAGGAAAAAAUUCAAAACUUUGUAUGAUUACAAUGGUGUCUCCAGCAAUAAGUAGUUGUGAAACAACAUUAAACAGUUUAAAAUAUGCUGAACAAGUAACAAAAAUAUGUCCUCGGCAACAAGCUGUACUAAAUAAUGAUAGCAUAUUUAAUCAUUCAUUAAAUUAUUCUAGUAAAGUAAAUCAAAAUGCCAAUAACAACUCUAUGUCUGAAAUUUCUAGCUACAGUCAUUUUGAAAUGGAUACUUCCAAAUAUAAUAGUUCAAUGGAUAUUUUAUUUUCAAUGCAGAAACUAAUAAAUUCAUAUGAGAAACAAUUGUCUCAUUGUAUUGCAAUGCACACUGUUCUCAAUGGUGGAAAUGUAAAUACUUUCCAUGAGACAUUGAAGAACAUUUCACAAUCUGACACAAUUGAUAGACUUAAAAGUUUAAAAACUCAACUUUGUACUUCUAUUGCAAAAGCUGAAUUUAAAAGUGAAUAUUCAUAG
This is a messenger RNA of Strongyloides ratti, 1920 nucleotides long. RefSeq names its product Kinesin-like protein KIF2A. Gene Ontology annotation, molecular function: ATP binding; microtubule motor activity; microtubule binding. Lineage: Eukaryota; Metazoa; Nematoda; Chromadorea; Rhabditida; Strongyloididae. Bases 1 to 1920 code for a protein of 639 amino acids. The transcript has 3 exons. The record is from RefSeq and is a predicted model, not a curated record. Gene Ontology annotation, biological process: microtubule-based movement.